UUAAGUCAAUACGUUUUGUUGUCAUCAGCCACAUUUACAAUAAGUUGUUUUUACCAAAUUUUUAUUACAAAUGUUAUUUUAUUCUAUAUAUAAGGUGAAAAAUAAUACCAUGAAAAUGUAUCAAUCGUAAUAAAAAAUGUUCCCGCGUUGUUUGUUGGUGAUGCAUACGAGUGAGAGACGUGAAAGUUUAUAGGCCAAAAGUAAGGUGAUAACGUGAAUACUGAAUAAAUGGUGCUCACCGGUGCCAUGGAGAGGCGAAUAAAGCUGAAAACAUUAAACAGUCACAUAACGUGCAAGAUAUGCCGCGGCUACCUUAUAGAUGCUACAACAGUGACGGAGUGCCUCCACACCUUUUGUAAAAGCUGCCUAGUCAAACACCUCGAGGAGAAACACACCUGCCCGACAUGCCAAAUAGUUAUACACCAGUCACAUCCCCUUCAGUAUAUUAGCUUCGAUAGAACCAUGCAGGAUAUCGUCUACAAACUUGUCCCCGAUCUCCAGGAGAACGAAAUCAAGAGAGAGCGAGAAUUCUAUAGAGCCCGAGGGUUGCCUUGUCCUAAGGAUGUUUUACCAAACGCCGCCGAAAUGGAAGAGGAAAAACAAUCGGGCGACACUCACGCCGAGUCUGAUUAUCACCGAGCCGAUGAACAGGUGAACGUGUGCUUGGAAUGCAUGAACACAAGUUUAAAAACGUUGAAACGAAGAUUUAUAAGGUGUUCGGCACAGGCGACUAUUACUCACUUGAAAAAAUUUAUUGCCAAAAAAGUCCUCAACGGUAUGGAGAAAUAUCGCGAUAUCGAUAUUCUAUGCAACAACGAGCUCCUGGGAAAGGAUCAUACGUUAAAAUUCGUCUACGUAACAAGAUGGAGGUUUCGGGACCCACCUUUAAGGCUCCAAUACAGGCCUCGUAUAGACAUAUAAUCUAAGCUCUUUCUCUCGGUGUAUAGAAACAAGCUGUAACGUUAACCAGCUUCGAAUGAAACUUUAACAUAUUUUCAUCCAAUCUACCAAUCUACCGCCUUGCUAUACAAGCCUAUAUAUUCGAGAUAUGCAGCUUUUAUUUAUCAAAUAUCACGUUAGAUUUCAGGCUGAGAAUUUUGCACCAGCUCAACGAUAAAAGAAAAGAAAAAUAGAAUGCAUAUAAAUGUGUAUACAUAUAAAAAUUCAUAUAUACGUAUGUAUAUAGAUAUAAUUAUUUUCGUGAGUAAAAGAUGAAUAUAUUUUAUGAUUAGCAAAUUUAUGGAGAAGAAAGGAUAUAA
Molecule: messenger RNA, 1259 nt
Organism: Diprion similis
Lineage: Eukaryota; Metazoa; Arthropoda; Insecta; Hymenoptera; Diprionidae
Gene: l(3)73Ah
Product: polycomb group RING finger protein 3
Exons: 5
Coding region: 229-921 (230 amino acids)
Biological process (GO): regulation of transcription by RNA polymerase II
Cellular component (GO): PRC1 complex
Source: RefSeq, a predicted model, not a curated record